AUGGACGGCGACUACGUCUCCGGCCUGCUCGCGGGCACCGUGGGGCUCGACUUCGGCAUGCCGGGCCUCAACGCCGGCUUCUUCGAGACGCUCUGCGGUGCCGGCGGCGCCAGCGCCGCCGGGCUCACCGCCAUGUUCGGGGACCGGGCGGCCGGGAUGCACGGCUUCGGAAACGGCGGCCAGUUUGGGCCCGCGGAGGGGGGCGGCGGGGAGCUCGCCACCGUGUCCCGGGAGGGCUCCUCCGUCUCUGACCCGGCGUGGACGUACGGCGCGAAUGCCAAGAAGCGGAAGGCGCCCGCCGCGGGCACCGCCAAGGGCAAGGAGGCCGCGGCCACCUUCGCCAAGAUGGUGGAGGCGACGGGGCCGGACUCGAAGAAAUGCAAAAUUGAGGACGAGACGGUGAGGCCCAAGGUGGAGGAGGAGGCGGCCACGGCCAGCGACGGGUCGGCCGGCGGGGAGAGGGGCCGGAAGCAGGCCAAGGGCAAGGGCUCCAAGUCCAAGCAGCCGGCGGCGGACGAGCCGCCCAGGGACUACGUCCACGUUCGGGCCAGGAGAGGCCAGGCCACCGACAGCCACAGCCUUGCUGGGAGGGUUAGAAGAGAAAAGAUCACCCUCAAGAUGAAGAUGCUCCAGGACCUAUAAGUGUACUCGUUGAGUCCAGCGCUCGUUGCUUUGCUAUUUCUGCUGAUUGAAAAGCGUGUAUUGGCAUUUUUUUUGUUUCAAUGCGAUUUCGUUGUAGGCUCUGCGUGAGAAGAAAUUGAAAGGGCAGCUCGCUGGAAAAGAGAAGCUAAUCGGAAUAUCUG
Molecule: messenger RNA, 803 nt
Organism: Hordeum vulgare subsp. vulgare (domesticated barley)
Lineage: Eukaryota; Viridiplantae; Streptophyta; Magnoliopsida; Poales; Poaceae
Product: transcription factor bHLH78-like
Exons: 3
Coding region: 1-642 (213 amino acids)
Biological process (GO): regulation of DNA-templated transcription
Cellular component (GO): nucleus
Molecular function (GO): DNA-binding transcription factor activity
Source: RefSeq, a predicted model, not a curated record